AUUCUUGUUCCGUUUCACACUAUGAUCCGACCUGUAACUUCUCGCCCUUGAGCUAUGAAAUGCUCAUGUGUGAGGGAGUUUGAAGUUUGCAGCGUCAAAAGGGCGUACGUGUAAUUGUGUGUGUCGCUUGAGUGUGUGCGUGUGCAACUCUCCCUGUUGUUGAGCUGUUUAGCUGGUUACACACUUAACUGAAGUCAGGAAUGUUACCCUGUGAGAAGAAGAAAAAAAAGAGGGAGAAAACAACAAUGGGAGGGGGAGGAGAGAGAAAGAGAGAGAGAGAGAGCGGACCAGAGGAUAAACCAGUGUGGCAGGUUUGCGUCACUGUACUCACUCCGUCAUUUAAAGCUGAUGGAAAGAGGAAAGAGAGGAAUUACUGUAGGGGCUGAUGUCACUACAGAGCGCUGCCUUCAUUAUGAAGCCGUGUCAACACGGGGUAGCUGCUCAGGUACGGAAGUCACGCCAGGCGAAGGAAACGGGAGCUGUUCAAUGAGGUCGUGCCGGCGAAACCGAAGACUGCAAAGGGACAGAAAAACAAGAGAUCAAGAAGAGGAGCAGAGGAGUCACCCCUGCGAGGACACGCAAUAGAGAAUCAUCAGGAGCAUUGCAGAAAUAUCAAACUAUCAAACCUUUUAAUGCAGCGUUUGUUUCCGUGAAACCGAUGAGGGCUGCAAUUGUACCACCUUUACGGAGCUUUUAAAACACUUGCAGCUGCUGCAUUCGCACAAACUGCUUCCAGAUUUCCGUUUAAAAGACAGCUGCCUGGAAUUGUUUAAAGAUCAAGUUGAUCCUUUCACUCUCCUUUGGGGGAAUUUGGCAGUUGUCAGCCGAUCAUUAACUUUGUUUACUCUCAGGCGAUGGACUUGUCCAUGCUGCCUGCUCCAGUGAGUGAGUAUGACAACCAGAGGACAGGAGCGCGUUUUACUGUCCGCCCAGCUAAUUCCCUCUCGUACAGUCUCACUACCAGGCCAGCUGUUGGGACACCCACAUGUGUUGUGGAAGAUAAGAACUAUCAAGCGAGGACUGGGAGACCCAGGAGUGAAAAGCGUCGCCGUGAGAAAGAGGAGACGCCGGGCUAUAAAACAUCCACUGAGCUGAACCAGAAUGGCACAGCAGACCAAACUGUCCCCGUGUCUGGCUCUGACAUGAGUAGAACAUGUAACCCUGCGUCUGAAAGCCAGGGCGGGACGCACUUGAGGAGAUUAAACCGGGCAAGUAGGAGUAUGAGUCUAGAUCGGAGAGCAGAGGCAUCGAGCCCUUAUCGUGGGAAAAUCACGGACGUGUUCGUGUUGCAAACCAAACGAGGCGAGGAACCGAGAAGGACCGAACCCGAAGGCCCGAGGGGCAGGACGAAGCCUUCAAUGCAGCCCUAUAACCCUGCUGGUACAAGUGACGUUCAAGAAAGUAGCCCAGCGAGUCACAUGAGGCAGACUCUGGACAGGGCCAGUAAAGGUAAAUCUCUGCCCACUAGGUUGAGGUCCCUGUCUGGUUCUGGCCCUGGUCUGCUUGGGCCCGAAGGAGGUCAGAGUAUACUGGAGCGGAUAGAGAAACUCUUUGGGUCGGCUGGUUUCGGUAAACCGGAGGAUUUGUUCCCAACCGCUGCAACGUCCAAUCACAAAGAAACAAGCGCAUCCUCCGCCAUUUUGCCACAGCAGGCGGCUUCAGGUGGAACCUUCCCCAUGCGUUUCUCAUCAAGAGAGGAAAGAGGCGUCAGUCCACUGCGCCGCAGGAAGUCCAUCACCUGGACAGAUAAAGACACUACCUGUUCUGAGGCUUCCUUUUCGCCAAAGACAAGCAGGGCCAACGAGAGACGCUCAGGGGCACAGGGGCAAGGACAGAUCCUGAGCAGGCACUCGGGGUUAGGGGGGGGUAACGCAGGGUUAGAGGACACGGGCACCAGGUCUCUUGACAGAGCCAGGGGCAGAGACUCGUUAGCGGCUCAGAAACGAUCUGCAAGGGCUACGGCGGGAAUUACUGCCCCCCCACAUCUAAACAGUUCCUUAGAAGAAAAGAGACCAGAUUUGUCUGGUUCGUGGGUAGGUAGAGCAAUCGGGACUGGAAGUAAGGACGAAGGCGAGACCAGUGGAACGCAGGGUACAUUGAGAGGAAGAACCGAAUGGCUUGAAGAACAAGGGGAAAAAACAGAUCAAGUGGCAAGAGAAAUUACAGAAUUAAAAAUGAGCAGCUCCGAUGAAGAAGUGUUUGAUCCGAGCCCACAGAAAGUGACAAAGAAAUCACUAGAGAAGAAUACAUUCUCAGCCGCGGCAGCUAGUGUGAGAAAUAAGAUCCAUCAGUUCGAGGCUCUCACACAGAGAGCCCAGGGUGUGGCUGCAGGACAGGUCAGACGGGCCUUUUCUGUACCGACACAAUUCAGCAAGCUCCAUGAAGGAGUGAAAAAGAGUGGGUCGGAUAAAGCCAUAGGUGGAUCGAAAUACAGGUGGGAGGGAUUAAAAGAGGGAGGGGAGGCAGAUGACGAGAAUGAAGAUAAAACCCCAGUUAAAAUAAUCCUCGGUUCAAAUCGAUCUUUUUCAGUGGAUGAGAUUGGACUAAGAUUAGGGAGGGAAGAGAACAAAGGAAAAGAAACGGAUAGCAAGAACAUUUGUGAUUUUGGUAAAAGUUCCAGUCUCAAGACAACCCUCGAGAUUCCACUAAAAGGAGGCGCUCAAAGGAAACGUACAAACUUUGACAAAGACGAGAUUGAUUCUCACAGAACCUCAAGCCGCGAGGAGCAAAGUGAAGGACCACUCAUUUCUCACCCGAGUGACUCCACCGCUGUGCAGGAAACGACAGCCGCCAGGGUGACGUCACUCGUAGACGAUGAAGACGUGACUCCAACAAACUCUCCGUACAUCUCACCCGCUCUUACGCCCACCACGCAACCCAAAAGCCUCCCUUUCGGUGCUCACAGUGGAAACGACAGUGCCUCCGCACUCACACCGGCGGCCGAAAUCCCCAAACGAGAUUCAUGGCUUCGGCCUCGUCCCCUCGCUUCUUCCUCCCACAGCGACCUGCCCGAUCUCCUCUCACCGGAUUUCGACGCAGCAAAAAGCACACAUGAAAAGAAACAGCUGUUGGACCUGAAGGCCUGGGUGGCUGGUAUUGUGGUGUUGAGUGACAACGAAGAGGAUUAUGAGGAAGAUGAUGAUAGUACAGAGAGGGACGAGGAUUCCAACUACGAUUCAGACUCCGGAGAGUCCUCGGUGACCGUCACCAGUAACAUGAGCCAGUCAGAUCACAAGAGCUUCUGCCUCAGCCUUGCCGACCUGCGUAACUUUGCUGGAGUUGACGGCGAGUCGGAGAAUGACAUCGAUGAGUGGCAAUGCACCGACCGUCGGACUGCCUCGCUGAGCUCGGACAUGUCGGCCUUCUCCUCUGUGUCUGUGAUGCCCAGCGAGGAGCUCGACAGGCUUCUGGAGGACGUGAGGAGCACGGGGGACGGCGCUCUGCAGGACGGUGACGAUGUGCAGGUGGUGGUUCUCCAUAAGGACCUGGGUGUAGGACUGGGCUUCAGCGUGGCGGGAGGCGUGGACCAGAACAAGCCCAUCACUGUUCACAAGGUGUUUCCCUCGGGUGUUGCAGCCCAGGAAGGCUCCAUAAGGGAAGGGGACCUGGUCCUGUCAAUCAACGGCACGGCGCUGUGCGGCUACACCCACUGGGAGGCCCUGAGGGUCCUGAGGAGAGCAAAGACUCGGGAGAUGGGGGUGGUGGUCUUCAGGAGGGGAGGAAUGAGCAGUGUCCGUAAGCGGCGAGCGGAGACGAAUAAUCAGGAACAAACGCAGACUCAGUUUAAUGAGACAGGUCAGCACGUGUGUGUGCGCCUGGAGAAGAACACCAGGGACCUGGGCUUCAGCCUUGAGGGAGGUGUAGGCUCCAAACUGGGGAACCGACCACUCACCAUACAAAAGAUCUUCCAGGGGGGUCCUGUUGACAAGGUGCGACCCGGUGAUGAGUUGGAAGAGAUUGAAGGAACGAGUGUGGUGGGCAUGAGGCGCCUGGAGGCCUGGACCCUGAUUAGAGGCCUUCCCUCUGGCCCCGUGGACGUGGUGCUCCGUCGCACUCUGAAACAUCUGGAAACAUGAGGAUUGUUGAGGUGCUUUGCGCACAGUGAGGCAACUUAAAGCCACGCACUGGUGGCUAAGAACCAAACCUGAUUUAAGUCAGGCGCCUGCUUGUAAUGACAAGUUAACAAGUUGCCGUUAUUAGAGCAAAUCUCUGAAGGAAAAUUGUCAAGAGACAAAGUCAAAGAAAAUGUCUAACUUUAUUUUCAUAAUUAAAUCUACCUCAAAGCCUCUGAUGUUUCUUUACAAGGUCAUAACAAAGAUUCACUGAUGACUCAUACCUUUAUCAAAUCAACCAACUUUUAUAUGCUAUACUUUGCUCUGCUGUAUUUUUGCGCUUGUAAAUAAAUGCACAUGUUGUAAUAUAUUACAGUUUAUAUUGCUUUUUAAUAAAUCCUUAAUUUAAA
Pungitius pungitius (ninespine stickleback) is the source of this 4462-nucleotide messenger RNA. RefSeq lists its product as uncharacterized. The record is from RefSeq and is a predicted model, not a curated record. Gene Ontology annotation, molecular function: CD4 receptor binding; cytokine activity. NCBI's taxonomy places the organism in Eukaryota, Metazoa, Chordata, Actinopteri, Perciformes, Gasterosteidae. Gene Ontology annotation, biological process: induction of positive chemotaxis; leukocyte chemotaxis. The coding region runs from base 855 to 4076 and encodes 1073 amino acids. The transcript has 7 exons.